AGUGCAAAGUAACAGCAGGGGGAAAUAAAACCGCCUUUGAUUUUUCCUCAGAAAUGUAUUUUAUUUUACCCGACGAGAAUGUUUGUUAUUAACAGUGAGCCUUAAUCCAGGUCGAGUAUACCUUCACUUAGUUGAAGUCUUGUUUUCAGUGACGUGGGCCCGAUUUGGCAUCCUGGCAGCGUGAAAGUAGGAGCAGGUCAUGGUGAUGAGAUCUUUGACAGAAAGUGCCUUCUCAGACGACGUCCCUACUUGAAGCUGAUCAGCGGUCCACCUGUCGCUUUUUUUUUUUUUUUUUUAAAAAGGCUGCUCCCCCCCCAUCCCGAACGGCAUCGCAGUCCGAUCCGUGACAGAAGAUACCUCAAGUCUCCACGCUCGGCCCCCCUCUGUUUCGUUUCCGCCCCGGCUCUGGCUCUGGAGAGCUCAUAGCAAGAAAGAUUUACAGCGGAGGGAGGGAAGCAAGCACAGCCAAAGCACAAAGAGCUGACGUGUACGAGGGGGUGAAGCUUAAUCAAUACCAUCGAGUGGCCUCUGCACGCGGUCCACAUCCCCAUACAGGGCGUGCCAUUGCUCCCAAACAGCGUCAGUUAGAGCGCCUGUGUCAGGAGGAGGGGUGCUGACACUUCGGCCGAUUUGCUGGACUUCCGUGCCACAGGAGUAUGCCCCUUUAUCCUGCCAGAGGUCUCUGCCCGGGACAAACCGAUUGAUUAGCGUUAGGCCCGUGACUGAUUGGCCAGGCUCUUACUCCCCCAGCUGCUGCUGUUGUGUUGCUGUACGAGCCCGCCAUCUUCUGUGCGUUACAGUAUCUAACACAAAACCCAGGCCGAAACUUUCAGACCGGUCCUCACGCUCCAUGUGUGUUGUUUUUUAAAUUUGAUUUUUAAAAAAAAAAUCCCCCUCCAUCUGAACCAGUAGAACUGCAGCCGGUGUAAUCAGCGAACCCUCGCGGCUUCGCUCUGCCCAGUCCUGGUCAUGGCUUUAAACAUCGCUUCGAUACGAGACACAAAAUGGCUGACGCUGGAGGUGUGCCGGCAGUUUCAGAGGGGGACGUGCUCACGUAGCGAUGAGGAAUGCAAAUUUGCACACCCGCCGAAGAGCUGCCAGGUGGAGAACGGAAGAGUAAUCGCCUGCUUUGACUCACUAAAGGGCCGAUGCACAAGAGAGAACUGCAAAUACCUUCACCCACCAGCGCAUUUAAAAACCCAGCUAGAGAUAAACGGACGCAACAACCUCAUUCAGCAGAAGACGGCGGCCGCCAUGCUGGCCCAGCAGAUGCAGUUCAUGAUACCAGGCACCAGCAUGCAGCCGGUACCCUCGUUUCCUGUGACCCAAGGUCUGGGGACGAACCCCACCAUCAGCUACGCGCCAUACCUCACCCCCAUGACCCACGGAAUGGGGCUGGUUCCCACGGAGAUGCUCCCCAGCACCCCGGUCAUCGUCCCUGGCAGUCCUCCGGUCUCCGUGCAGGGCUCCUCCUCCAAUCAGAAGCUACUGCGGACAGACAAACUGGAGGUGUGUCGGGAGUUCCAGCGGGGGAACUGCGCGCGGGGCGAGACGGACUGCCGCUUCGCGCACCCCAGCGACAGCCCCAUGAUCGACACGAGCGACAACACGGUCACCGUCUGCAUGGACUACAUCAAGAGCCGCUGCUCCCGCGAGAAGUGCAAGUACUUCCACCCGCCGGCGCACCUGCAGGCCAAAAUCAAGGCCGCGCAGCACCAGGCCAACCAAACGGCGGUGGCGGCGCAGGCGGCCGCUGCAGCCAUGACUCAGUCGACUGCCAAAGCAAUGAAGCGACCCCUCGAGGCAACUGUAGAUCUGGCUUUCCCCCACGCUGUCCUGCAGCCCCUACCAAAGAGACCAGCACUGGAGAAGGCCAACGGGACCAGCGCACUUUUCAGCCCCACUGUUUUGCACUAUCAGCAGGCUCUGGCCAACACACAGCUUCAGCAGCCUGCCGCGUUCUUUCCCACAGAUCAUCCUGAAGUAACCAACAGCAAAGGAACAGCGUGUCAAAAUGCUGCACUAAGGAGCCCAAAACAGCCCCUCUGUAAAUACCACCUCUCCUCUUCGUUAGAACUACAGCAACCUGCAUGCUAAGAGUAUAAGCAUUAAGGACAAGACUUUAUCUAUAACAUUGAGUGCUGGUUUAAUAUAUACAAAUGCUGUAUAUGUAUUGCUAGGAAAAAUGUUAACAUGUAAAAUAACACUAUCAAAAAAAGAUAUAUUCCACACACACGUAUGUAUGCAUACAUAUGUAUUUACAUACAUGUGCACACACACACACACACACAUAUGUACACUAUGUAGAUGAAGGUGGCGAUUUCAUUUUUUCAUUGUUUGGCGAUGUUCUGUAUGUAAUGUGGGUUAAUCUUCUGUAUUUUUUUUCAAACUCUGCACAAAGUACACCGUAGGAAAACACCUCAUUUGCACUGUCGGGGAAAGAAAAACAGAUAUUAAUUUUCAAUUUUAAGUGCUCGAUUGUUUUAAACAGGAAAAGAAUGAGAGACAAAGCCCUGCAGUUAUGUUGCAGAAUUACUUUCAUUGCACUUGGCUUGUGAAUCAGGCUAGAGGGAUUGUUUCAUUUUUAUUUCUCUUUUUUAAAAAGACAUGAAUGUCAUCACAGAUAAGCUGCCGUUUACCACGGUAUCCCCCCCCCCCCACUAUGGCGUUUCCUGGUUCACACUAGGAAAGCUUGGUGUGUGUGCUUCAGCUGCUCAUAACUGGAAAUGAGUCUGCCAAAUAUAAUAUUACGACAAAAGAAAAAAUGGGUUUUUUUUUUCUUAUUUUUUUUUUUAAAUGGCCAAAAAAGAGAGAAUUGUGGGUAUGUGUCUUGGGCGGGGGGGGGUGCACGGAUGUUGCCGAAUGUCAGUUUCAGAAAGGGUGCCGCAGCUGAGAACGGGUCGACCGCGGGGCCUCGGUCUGCCGAAGCCCUUCUCCACUGGCGGCUCACCUCUGGGAGACAGUGUCUCUGAGCAGCAACUCAAAAAAGACCUCAAGAAGGGUUUUUCUUUUUCUUUUUUUGUUUCCUAUGUUUUUUUGUUAACUGGGUAAGGGGGUCAUACUUGCCAUGCUGGUUCAUCAGGGAGCAGCGUUCUGCCUCCAGUGCUGUGCCAAGGGCUUAGCUAAGGCUGUCACCCGGCCGUGCCUGUCAGCUCAGAUGUCUGCAGGCAGACGUGAUGGAGAUGACUGGAGAAGAGCAUGCUGGGACAUUGGUGUCUGGUGCGCCAGUGCAGGGAUGGAGUGUGGUUGGACUCGUGACCGUAGCUG
This is a messenger RNA of Megalops cyprinoides (Indo-Pacific tarpon), 3267 nucleotides long. RefSeq names its product muscleblind-like protein 2a. The record is from RefSeq and is a predicted model, not a curated record. Gene Ontology annotation, molecular function: metal ion binding. The coding region runs from base 970 to 2097 and encodes 375 amino acids. The transcript is spliced from 8 exons. Lineage: Eukaryota; Metazoa; Chordata; Actinopteri; Elopiformes; Megalopidae.